Prunus armeniaca (apricot) is the source of this 240-nucleotide messenger RNA. The record is from the annotation of a GenBank genome assembly. Lineage: Eukaryota; Viridiplantae; Streptophyta; Magnoliopsida; Rosales; Rosaceae.
AUGACUUAUGUUGCUCGGUCGGCAGUUGCAGCUGGUGGCAAGGGAGGUGGCUUUGUGAGAGAGGCUAUGACUUACAUGAUAACGGAUGAUAUGGAAGUGAAGCCUAUGUCUGCCAUUUCAAGUAUCGCUCUACUUAAAAACUUCGAUGUUAGGGAUGUUCGUUCACUUGAAGAGAUUGUGGUUCCUCUCGAUAAGGAUAAGGGUUUGAAAUUGUUGAAAGGCAUCGUUGCAGUCAAAUGA